Messenger RNA from Aplysia californica (California sea hare), 1419 nucleotides. RefSeq names its product decaprenyl-diphosphate synthase subunit 1. NCBI's taxonomy places the organism in Eukaryota, Metazoa, Mollusca, Gastropoda, Aplysiida, Aplysiidae. The record is from RefSeq and is a predicted model, not a curated record. Bases 26 to 1393 code for a protein of 455 amino acids. The transcript is spliced from 10 exons. Gene Ontology annotation, cellular component: transferase complex; mitochondrion. Gene Ontology annotation, biological process: ubiquinone biosynthetic process; isoprenoid biosynthetic process. Gene Ontology annotation, molecular function: prenyltransferase activity.
GUGUUGCGAAACGAAACUACGAAACAUGGCUGCUACCUGUAUGUCAACACGAGCGUUGUUAGAAACUGCUUUUGCUCGUGAACUAAAGAAUGUUUUCCUCCUUGGAUAUGCUUGUAGGAGUAACGUGACAUCUGCUCCUUUUCGAAGGAAUAGUUUUUCUGUAGGAUGUUGUCCUACAGUGCAAGCCAGACAGAUUCAGACAAAUAUAGGUCACCAUCAUUUACGCCGGUGUUGCACUCGUCACAACCAUGUCCAUUGCCGUGUGUCACUUCACCAGCCAGCCAGCAGUCUUUCAACGUUCCUGUCCGGUGGCAAGACGAGUGGUUUCCCGCUGUGUUCUGUGGGCUCAGAGAACGCGGGACAGGAGAGAUUGUAUUCGUCAUCGCAUGAAGACGCGGUCAGAGCUGCGAAAUCCGUGACAGUCGAUCCGUACAAACUUGUGGAGUUUGAGAUGGCGUCUCUUGCCAGUGAUAUCAAGAAGCUACUUAGCACCAAAGAAGCUUUACUCAGCACAAUGGCUCACCAUUUCUUUGAUGGCAAGGGCAAGUCGUUCAGACCUCUUGUGGCCAUGCUCAUGUCCAAAGCUUGCAAUGCACACAAUCUUAACGCUGAAAGCAUGCUGUGGUCCCAGAAGAUCGUGGCCAUGGUGGUGGAGAUGAUCCACGCGGCCAGUCUGGUCCACGAUGAUGUCAUCGACGCCUCGGACACGCGGCGCGGCCAGCCCAGUCUGAACAAGCUCUACGGACAGCGCCGGUCGAUCCUAACCGGUGACUACAUUCUGUCGGAGGCCUCUAUAGCCAUCUCCAAAACGGGCAACACUCGGGUCAUCAUGAUCCUGUCCUCUAUAUUAGAGGAUUUAGUUAGUGGAGAAUUCAUGCAACUUGGAUCAAAAGAAGAUGAGAACGAAAGAUUUUCGCAUUACUUAAAAAAGACAUUCAGGAAGACAGCGAGUCUUAUAGCCAACACAUGUCAGUCAGUUGCUAUCCUAGCAGAGUGCGAUGAGCAUAUAUCAGAGAUGGCUUAUCAGUACGGCAGGAACCUGGGCGUUGCCUUCCAGCUGGUGGACGACCUUCUAGACUUCACCUCCACGACCUCCACUAUGGGAAAACCCACGGCCGCUGACCUCAAGCUGGGCCUGGCCACCGCGCCCGUCUUGUUUGCCGCGCAGCAGCACCCGGAGCUCCAUGCCAUGAUCAUGCGGAGAUUUUCCAACGAGGGCGACGUGGAGUACGCCCGCAGACUGGUGGAGGAGAGUAACGGAGUGGAACAAACGCGCCUGUUGGCCCAUCAGCACAGCAAGGAGGCCGAGCGCAGCCUUCAGGACUUUGCCGAUUCCAACUCGAAGAGAGCUCUUAUACUGCUGGCGAACAUGUUGCUACAGAGGAAGAAAUAGAACAACGGUUUCGUGGUGUCUGUUAG